AGUAAACCACAGAUCCUGCUGGACAUCCUACUUGCACACACCAUUGUCUUUCACCCUCUGGAACUCUGAAAUAGACUUCAUAUGUGUUUCUGUGUUCAGGUGAAACUUGUGUUUGUCAACGACCAUUACUCAGAGACUUGGUUCAGAGUGUUAGAGACCUGGUUCUAGAGUGUUAGAGACAUUGUUCUACUGUUCCAGAGUAGAUCUCCAGGAAGAGGACCAGGAGGACCAUGCUGAAGAAGGUGCUGCUGGGUAGUCUCGGAGCAGUUCUGGUGCUGACUGCAGGCAUCCUGUUGGGGCACUUCGGCAUCCAGAGGGGCUCCACCACCCCUGACUGGGUAGUGGACGUGACCCAGGAUGUAGACGAGGCUCUCAUCCAGAAGUUUAUCGCAGAGGUGGACAACAUUGCGAUACAGGAGAACCUCAGGGAGCUGACUAAAGUGCCCCACAUGGCGACCUCGCCAGGGGACGAGAAGACGGUUCAGUACAUGUUAAAAAGGUGGCAGGACCCAGAGACAGGUCUGGACCAGGCCUGGAGGGAGGAGUACAAGGUCUACCUGUCCUUCCCAGACCCCAACACCCCCAACAAGGUCACCGUGGUGAGCCCCUCUGAUGCUGUCCUGUACACUGCCAGAGAGAAGGAGAAGGCAUAUAGUUCAGACCAGGAGGAUGCUGAGGUGGUUCAGCCCUAUGCAGCCUAUGCCCCCGCCGGACACCCAAAGGUAGGUCUUUACCCACCAACACACAGACAGGCAGACCAGGAGGAUCCUGGGGUGGUUCAGCCCUAUGCAGCCUACGCCCCCGCCGGACACCCAAAGGGGAGACUGGUCUACGCCAAUCAAGGGAAGCCCAGUGACUACUUCCUACUCAACCAGACCCUGGACCUGACAGGGACCAUCGCUAUCACCAGAUAUGGAGGAGAGGGGAGAGCAGGGAAGGCCAUCAAUGCAGCUCCGUACGGUGUGAUCGGGGUGCUGGUCUACACCGACCCGUGGGACAUCAACGAUGGCAAGAUGUCCGACAACAACGAGACGUACCCCUAUUCCUGGUACAUGCCCCCCUCAGGGGUGGAGAGGGGCUCCUUCAACACCCACUAUGGAGACAUGCUGACACCCUACCUGGCCGCUAAAGACGACACAUACAGAAUACCAGAAAAGAAUAUCACCGGGAUCCCGCCAAUCCCGACUCAACCAAUCGGGUUUGAGGAUGCCUACGCUUUGAUCUGUGAGCUGGGUGGAGAGCCCGCCCCAUCCGAAUGGCAGGGAGCAUUCAACUGCACGUAUAAUUUUGGGGGACCAGGAUUCAAACCAACAUCUAACUUCAACAACAGCGAUGUAAAACUGGACAUCUAUAACCGUGAGGAGCUGAAGAAUUCUGCCAAUGUGAUGGGGGUGAUUCGAGGCAGUGUUGAGCCAGACAGGUAUGUGAUCUACGGUAACCACAGAGACAGCUGGGUCCACGGGGCCAUCGACCCCAGCAGUGGAACCUCCGUGAUGCUGGAGGUGACCCGGGUGCUGGGACGGAUGGUCAAGCAGGGGAAAUGGAGGCCACGGAGGUCCAUCAUUUUUGGGAGCUGGGGAGCCGAGGAGUUCGGUCUGAUUGGAUCCACAGAGUACACUGAGGAGUACUAUAGCAAGCUGAGUGAACGUUCUGUCGCCUAUAUCAACGUGGACAUAGCUGUAUUCGCUAACGCUACUCUAAGGGCAUCGGGGUCCCCCUCUGCUCAGAGUGUUAUCCUCAAGGCCUCCAAACAGGUGAAGACACCUGGAUCAGACUCGACAUCCGUCUACGACAACUGGAUUCGCUACUUCAACCGUACUAGCCCCGCCUACGGAGUCAUCCCCAAUGUGGGUUUUCUGACUGGGGCAGGAAGUGAUUACGCUGCCUUCAUCCACUUCCUAGGAAUCACCUCCAUGGAUAUCUCCUACACCUACGACAGAACCAAAACCAGAGCCAGAAUCUACCCAGCGUACCACACGGCAUACGACACCUUUGACUAUGCCUCCAAGUUCAUCGACCCAGGGUUCACCAGUCACCAGACGGUUGCCAGGACGGCAGGGAACGUCCUGAUGCGAUUGGCUGAUAGCCUUCUGUUGCCGUUCAACUGCAGUGACUAUGCAGAGACUCUGGAGGGAUACCUCAAUAAAGCCAUGGAGCUGUACACUGAUGGACUGGCAGCACACAUGAUCGCUAUAGAGCCAUUACAGAAUGCUGUGAGGAAUUUCCGCUCUGCAGCCGCCAGACUGGACCAGCUGAUCAGAGAUUCAGACUUGGCCAAUGAGACGCCCCUGAAGGUGCGUAGGAUCAAUGACCAACUGAUGCUCCUGGAUAGGGCUUUCCUGGACCCUGGGGCGUUCCCUGAUCGAUAUGGAUUCAGACAUGUGAUCUGGGCGUCCAGUAAGGCUGGACAGGCUACCUUCCCAGGACUGGCUGAUGCGUAUACCAGAGCUAGGUCGACUGGACUGGACAGCGACUGGAAAGAAGCACACCGUCAGCUGUCCAUCCUGAUCCAGGCCAUACAGGGAGCCGCUCACACACUGGGAGACGCCAUUUAGAGAGAACAUUGAGAUACUGAUAUAUGUUAUGAUAUACAGUUUACAUAUAUAAUAAUAAAGUUUUAAUUAUAUUGUAUUUCUGUGGAUGAGAGACUAUCUCAUGGAAUGUCAUCCUAUGUGCAGCUGGGCAUUAGAAUUGGAAUUAGAUAGAAUGGAUAAUACCCUUAUUAUCAUCGUAAGGUCAGCCAUUUUGGUCAGGGAUUUGGUCAACCAUGGUUUGGCAGUGCUGUGAUAAGAUAUUGUCUAAAAUAAUGAAUUUGAAGACUUUAUCUUCCUUGUAUGUUUGUUAGCUAGCUAGCUUUAUAAUUAUAUUACACCAUUUCUGGUCAAAUGUCUUACUUUUAUUUUCCUGCAUAAGUAAAAUCAGAAUUAUACUUCGACAGCCAUUCGUAAAUAGACUCCACCUCUAGAAAUGUUAUAGGAUCUCUGGGGUCAGCACCAGAUUGCUAUAACAUUAUGAUGUGGUUCGCUGAUAUGUCAAAUGUCUAUCCAGACGUUAUAAGAUCUGGUAUGCGUCAGCAACGUUUGAGCAGAUUGUGGUUAGCAACCCGUCUGCUUAGGGAGACUAAUGACUAUCAAAAUAAUAGCCUAACGUUAUAAAAAGCUCUGUCUACAUAUAUAUUUACUAUUUAAUAAACAAUUAAAUAACAAUCA
Salmo salar (Atlantic salmon) is the source of this 3209-nucleotide messenger RNA. It is a transcript of the gene naaladl1, whose product is annotated as N-acetylated alpha-linked acidic dipeptidase like 1. Gene Ontology annotation, molecular function: carboxypeptidase activity. The record is from RefSeq and is a predicted model, not a curated record. NCBI's taxonomy places the organism in Eukaryota, Metazoa, Chordata, Actinopteri, Salmoniformes, Salmonidae.